AUGUCCAAUCUUACAGACCUCCCCCCAGAAAUAUUCAAUAUCAUUCUGUCCCACUCCCUAGGCGAUGACGAGGAUAUCCCGCGCCUCUGCGAGCUUUCCCUCCUCAGCCGCAAAUGGUACUCCGCAUUGAUCGACCGAAUCUAUUCAGAAUGGUCCUUCAACGGCGCAAAACAACCGUUCUUGACGCUUUGGAAAUUUCUAAGGACUAUUCUCCAUGAUCCUCAUUUAGCCUCACAGGUGCGGACGUUAAGGAUUGGCAACUGGGGUUUCUUUCCAGACGCCUCUGUACAUGGGCCCGACCUUCAGCUUCCUCCAGGUGAACUUGAUUUAGUUCGUCGCGCUAUCCACGAUGCGGGAAUCUCCCAUCCUGAAAAGCGUAUCAUGGCAGGCCUACGUAAGCGGGAUCGCAGACCUCUUAUGGCUAUUCUUUUGACGCGUUUGUCGAAUUUGGAGGUUCUCUUUGCCCAUGUACCCCGGUCAGAUCCGUUCCUGGCAUCUGUUCUCAGACAAGCGGUUGAGAGUCAGGAGAAUGAGGCGCAUCCGCAGCCGGCUCUUCACAAGCUCUCUAAGCUUCAUAUUUGUCAGGAGUCCCCUGUCGACACUCCCAAGCAGCCAGAAGAUUCUGAACCAGACUCGGAUGAUGAAGAGUCCGUAAGUAGGGAAGCCUUGCGGCUAGAGUAUCUAUGGCCUGUCUUUCGUCUUCGAAGUCUCCAGGAACUCUCAAUGGUUGGUCUGGAUACCGACAAAGCAGCAGUCUGGCUAGAAACCGUUGAGACAUCCCACAUCGAAUCCCUAUACUUGAUCAGUAACUGGAGAUCAAUUUGCACAUAUCCUGACCUCCAAGCACUCAUUGAUCAACCAAAUUCUCUGAAAAACUUCACGCUCACUUUGAAUGAUAACCCUUUCGACGCAAGGCGCAACAUAGUCAUUUCCAACGUCGAAAUCUGGAAUUGCCUACAAAAACAUCAGCAAAGUCUCAAGACAAUCGACAUUUGCCGCUCUAAACAAACGCAUCGCGAUGAGAAUGGCAACUUCGGCCUUCUCCGCACAUUUCCAAACUUGAGGCACGUACGUAUUCAGUCGGAGAUGCUACUAGGAGGAUGCUGCGGCUCGCCUCCUGCACCUUUCCGGUUGAAAGACACUCUCCCCCGCACACUCGAAACGCUCACACUCUACGGUGAGGAAGGAUUCGGUGUAAUCCCUGAUAUACCCCUCCAGUUGAUGGAACUGAUCAGCGGAGAGGAUGACUUUCCGUAUCUGACUGCCAUCGUGCUGGAUGAUAUUGCGGAGCUCUACGAAGACUUUUCACAGGAGCUCAGGCCCCAGUAUCAGAUCCUCGAUCGUCUAUGUAAAGACAGGGGAGUGGAUUUCUGGAUUAAGGAAGCCAUUGCCUCGAUUGGGGGGGUGUUAAGCUAUCAGGCAAUAUGGGAAAAGGCAUUAGACAUGCAACUUGAUGGGGAAGCGCGAAAUAUGGCGGUUUCUUACAACCCAAAGAAACUUCGAGACCGCCAGGAGCUUAUCCUUCGCUCCGAUCACACUACGAUCGAAGCUGAUGAAGAUUCUGAAGAUGAGGAGGAAGCUCAUGCACACACCGGCACAAACGAAAACCGUCAAUCGAAACCAAUUCCUUUCAUCGACCACACAGAUAAAACCGCAUAUAUGGUCUUUGGUUACGGGAUCCUUCCUCCACUAUUUUCCUUCGCCAUCUACUUCACGCAUCCCGACGCCACACCAGAAAGCACAGACAUGAAGGCACUUGAGCACCAAAUCACACCGGAAAACUACACCAUUCGGUAUGACGUAUACUUCCUCCCAGGAGCCAGUGCAGAAGACUGUAUUGCCCAUUACCACGACGAGAAAGAAGCCCGAGGAAGCUACAAAGACCAAAUCAAGGCCUUCCGAGCCACCCCCGGGGACGAAAUCCACCCUCUCCCAGGAACAGCGGGACAAAUACCGGGUAUGGUAAACAGAUAUCCGAUGCUGGGUGCAUAUAGAUCACUCCUGUUUAUCUCCCCGGAUGAGAGUUGGCGAAAUGGUCUUCUUUGCGUGAUGUUUGACCGGAAGAACAUCGCUGAAAACGAGGCGAGGUACCGAUUGGCAAAUAACCCGCCACCACCGGUUCUGACUACGCGCUAUCCACUUAAUCAGACAGACCCUACGUAUAGCCCUGGAGAGAAUACAAUCUGGGAGACGGUAUUCGACCUUGCGCAUCGGGAGCAGGACAAAUAUCUUGGGCCUUGGCAAAGAGCUGGAAAUCGUGGCUGGACGACUUGGUAA
Aspergillus puulaauensis is the source of this 2277-nucleotide messenger RNA. RefSeq lists its product as uncharacterized. Lineage: Eukaryota; Fungi; Ascomycota; Eurotiomycetes; Eurotiales; Aspergillaceae. The transcript has a single exon. The record is from RefSeq and is a predicted model, not a curated record. Bases 1 to 2277 code for a protein of 758 amino acids.